UUUUUCUCUCUCUUUUCACUAAAGCCAAUUCACAAACCCCCCUUUUUCAUUUUUAUAUACCAACUUACUCAAUUUUUUUCCACAAUGGGUAAGGCAAAGAAGACGCGGAAGUUUGGCGAGGUCAAGCGCAUGAUCAACCCCAAGGACAUGCGGCUAAAGCAGAACCAAGUAAAGGCACAGGAGAAGAAAGAAACCGAGGAGAAAGCCGUAGUCAAACACGUCGACCGCGAAUCCUCAAACAUGUUCUUCAAGUACAACACAGCCCUGGGUCCCCCGUACCAUGUCAUUAUAGAUACGAAUUUCAUAAACUUUGCGUUGCAAAACAAGCUGGAGUUGGUCAGAGCCAUGAUGGACUGCCUUUACGCCAAGUGCAUUCCGUGCAUUACUGAUUGCGUUUUGGCGGAGCUGGAGAAGUUGGGGCCUAAGUACAGGAUCGCCCUGAGGGUUGCUAGGGAUCCGAGGUUUGAGCGGCUGCCGUGCUCGCAUAAGGGCACCUAUGCUGAUGACUGUAUUGUUCAGCGGGUUAUGCAGCACAGGUGCUAUAUUGACUUGAAGAGGAGGAUUAGGAAGGUGCCUGGUGUGCCCAUCAUGUUUAUUGUCGGACACAAGUUCUCCGUUGAGCGGCUGCCCGACGCUUAUGGCGCGCCAAAGCAGACCCACAGUGGAAAGUAGAAUCAAUAGGAUGGGAGAAGCAACCUUUGUGGCGAGUUUAUUUUUGAAUAUAUAUAUAAAAUUAGUUAUAAUCAAAUCAA
This is a messenger RNA of Kickxella alabastrina, 752 nucleotides long. Its product is annotated as Fcf1-domain-containing protein. Gene Ontology annotation, cellular component: nucleolus; small-subunit processome. Bases 85 to 672 code for a protein of 195 amino acids. The transcript is spliced from 2 exons. The record is from RefSeq and is a predicted model, not a curated record. Lineage: Eukaryota; Fungi; Kickxellomycota; Kickxellomycetes; Kickxellales; Kickxellaceae.